UCUCGAAUCUAAACUUUGUUCACAGUAGAUCGAAAACACUUUGAGCUCAUGUUUAGAACUCGAUCACGGGAAGUUUAUUUGGACCACAGCUAAAGCGUAUAACGCCCUCACCGCAAUCCCACAGAUGUCCGAUAUUAACUUGGCUGCCUUCAACGCUUUUCGACGGGACCUGGCCCGCAUACAAAAGACUUUCAGCUCGUAUACACAAACGGAUUUCACGCACGAGGUUGGGACAAGCACCGAUUCGGAGUAAAG
This is a messenger RNA of Drosophila obscura, 255 nucleotides long. RefSeq lists its product as uncharacterized. The transcript is spliced from 2 exons. The record is from RefSeq and is a predicted model, not a curated record. Bases 125 to 253 code for a protein of 42 amino acids. NCBI's taxonomy places the organism in Eukaryota, Metazoa, Arthropoda, Insecta, Diptera, Drosophilidae.